GCAAGGGGCAAUCAUUCAUAUUCGAACGAACGCUGGCUGCGACGCAGAAAGCAGCGGGAGUGGACCCCGAUCAGGUGCACUAAGUGACUACAUUGUAACCACUACUUAAGUAUGAGCCCGACCACCAGUCGUGGCCCCGACGGAGCGCUGAGCGUAACGCCGCGCCGCAGCAAUGCCUCGUUCUUGGACGGAUUGAACACUCCGCCCAGUUCCCACGGCAAGUCGAGUGUGCACUUCGCGGACGAGGAAGCGUCUUACGCAUCGCAGUCGUCCAACCUCCUGUCGCCGCGCGGCGUACGCUCCAGCGACGUGGAACUAACGACGCCCAAGACGCCCGAAGAAGAGGAGGAGACCGGUAGCCAAAACGGUUUCUCGCUGCCCACGCUUACUCAGGCUCAGAGUAACAGCAACGCCCACAAGAACUACCAGCAGUACGCGCAACACCAGCUGCAGUUGCCACAACUGUCGCCCCACACGCGCAGUACCGGCAAGGCGAGCAGCCUAGGCAUGCCGCCCAAACGUAGUCGAACCUAUGUGCAGCAGCUGUCGAAGGAGUCCGCCAGGGAACUGGCCAAGACGGCGUUCAGUAUGCGCUCCACCUCAGUCGGAGACUUCACGUUCGAGAACCCGCACGAGGUUGUGGGCAGCAGUCUGCGUGAGAGUAUUCGUCGUGUCACGGCCUUCUCGAGACGAGAAGCCCCGCUGGACACGGAGCUCAACACCGUCGUGCGGGUCAAUCAUUACGUCCGCAAAUGCGAGCUGAGACUCGACCCGGAGACCAUUACGUGGUCCCGAGGCAAGAAGACGCUCGGUGUCCUACCGACUGACGACGUGGUGGGCGCCGAGGUUCUUGCCAAGAAGAAGGCCGACACAUUCCGUGUUCACUACUUUAAAAAGGGUCGCGGCACUGGAGCCAAGGCGCUGCGACGCACUCCCAAGUUCGUGGACUUCCACUGCCUCGAGACCGACGUAGUGGACAGUUGGGUCGGCGCCAUCCAGGAGCUCGUGCGGUGGCAAGCUCGUGCUCCGCCUAUUUCCGAAAAAAGGCUCCUGAAGGUGGUGGUGAACCCGCACUCGGGGAAACGACAAGCUCGCCGCAUUUGGCAAGACGAAGUGAAGCCAUAUCUGGAUUUGGGUAACUUUAAUUGCGUUGUGGAGGAAACGACCCAUUCUGGCCAUGGCACCGAAAUGGGCAAGAGUUACUCGCCCGACGAUGGCUUCGAGGCUCUCGUGUUCAUUGGAGGAGACGGCACGCUGUGUGAGUUCAUGAACGGCCUACUCACUCGUCCGGAGCACGAAUGGCGCGAAAUUGUGGCCUCGACGCCCAUCUCGCUCAUUUCUGCCGGUACGCAGAACGCCUUCGGUACAGGAGCAGGAAUCCCCACGGUCAACGCAGCUCUGUACUGCAUCUUGAAGCGCAAAAUGCGCCCUCUAGAUGUGGUCACGGCCGUGUCCGCUGCCUACCCGGAGGUGGUGCACUACAGCUACUGCGGUCUUGGCUGGGGCGUGGCGGGCGACAUCGCUGCCGAGUCGGAACGGUACCGUUGGAUGGGUACACUCCGAUAUGCCUUCUUGAAGGUGAAGCGUACCGUCGUGUUGCCAAAGAAACACAGUGGCCGUGUCCGGUAUGUGUUGACGGAGCCGCAGCCGCCUCUUCUCCGGUACGACGAUUAUCCGGAUGCCGCGUACGAUAUGGAUCGCUUCAGUCAGCAGCGCAAGUCGUGGGGAGGCAUCGCCGGCAGCAUUUCCAGCCCUGCCAGUCGCAAGAGAUACCCCGAGUUCCUGUGGAAAGAGGACUGCAGCAACUACGUUGUGGUGGGCGUCGUCAACAUCACUCCUGAUGGCGCCUACUCGCACCCGUCGGACGGCAAUCUGGACCUCAUUCUCACCCGUAAGGGCGGAUUGCUGGCUGUAGCCAAGCUGUUCGGACUGUCAAAGCCGUGGAGAUCGAACCCGACCAACCCGACGACUGCAUGA
Phytophthora infestans T30-4 is the source of this 1977-nucleotide messenger RNA. RefSeq lists its product as uncharacterized. Gene Ontology annotation, cellular component: intracellular membrane-bounded organelle; cytoplasm; membrane. The coding region runs from base 112 to 1977 and encodes 621 amino acids. The transcript has 3 exons. The record is from RefSeq and is a predicted model, not a curated record. Gene Ontology annotation, biological process: sphingosine biosynthetic process. Lineage: Eukaryota; Oomycota; Peronosporomycetes; Peronosporales; Peronosporaceae. Gene Ontology annotation, molecular function: kinase activity.